GAUGAUGAGGAGGAAGAUGAAAAUGAUGAUGAUUAUGAAGAUGAUGUUGAUGGCUAUGAUGAUGAUGUUGAUGAUGAUGAUGAUGUUGAUCAUGAAGUUUCGUUUGAUGAUGAUGAUGAUGAUGAUGACUAUGAUGAUGAUUCGGCUUACGAUGAUGGUGCUGAUGAUGAUGAUGAUGAUGAUGAUGAUGUUGAUGAUGAUUGUGUCGAUUUUGAUGAUGAUAAUGAUUCGAUUGAUGAUGAUGAGGUUGAUGACUCGGAUGACGAUGAAUCGGAUAAUGAUGAUGAAGAUGAUGAUUCGGUUGAUGAUGAUGAUGAUAAUGAUUCGGCUGACGAUGAUGAUGAUGAUGAUGAUGAUGAUAAUGACGAUGAAUAUGUUGAUGAUGAUGAUGAUGAUUCGGAUGCUGAUGAUGAUGAUGAUGAUGAUGAUGAUUCGGCUGACGAUGAUGAUGAUGAUGAGGAUGAUGAGAAUGAUGACGAUGAUGAUGAUAAUGACGAUGAUGAUGAUGAUGAUGAAGAUGACAAUGAUGACGACGACGAUGAUGAUGAUGAUGAUGAAGUUGAAAAUGAUGAUGAUGAUGAUUCGGAUGAUGAUGAUGAUGACGAUGAUGAUGAUUCUGCUGACGAUGAUGAUGAUGAUGAGGAUGAUGAUAACGAUGAUGAUGUUUCGA
Messenger RNA from Echinostoma caproni, 670 nucleotides. NCBI's taxonomy places the organism in Eukaryota, Metazoa, Platyhelminthes, Trematoda, Plagiorchiida, Echinostomatidae. The record is from the annotation of a GenBank genome assembly.